Molecule: messenger RNA, 1966 nt
Organism: Manis pentadactyla (Chinese pangolin)
Lineage: Eukaryota; Metazoa; Chordata; Mammalia; Pholidota; Manidae
Exons: 2
Coding region: 1-630 (209 amino acids)
Source: RefSeq, a predicted model, not a curated record
AUGCUGGCAUUACUGCGCCGAGAUGCCCAGGGGCCGCACGGGCAUUCCCCGCGGUCUUCCCGGCCGGCACUGCUGCGCCGCGCUCCCCAGUGGGGACCCCUGGCGCCCGGGCGCGCGCCGACCCUCCUCACGCUCCUUCCCGGCCUCUCAUCGGCGUGCGCGGCAGUCGCUCCUCGCCGCGCUCGGGGCGGCGCCAGGUGGGAGGCCGGCGCGGCGGAGUUCAAGUGCGGCUCGCGGCGGCCGGGGGGGCGGGCGGCGCGGCAGGUUCCUCCUGGCGGAGAAGCUUCGGGGAAGCUGGGCGGGAGGGUUGGUGAGGCACUCAGGUCCGCCCCUGCGCUGGCGCGGGCGCUCCGGGCGCUCGGGGCCGGGCCGGCAGGGCGGCGGGGCAGGGGGCGGAGGGCGCCGCGCUCAGGGCCGCGCCCCCGCCCGCGCGAGGCCGCACGUGGUCGCCCCGGGCUCUCCCCCCGCGGGCUCGGCGGCUCCGGGUCGGCCACGCCGCCCGCGCUUCCGGCGCCGGGGCUGGGCCGCUGCGGGGGCUCAGUAAAGUGGGAGUUCGUCCUCUUCGGAGUACAGUCAGCUACCCCUCACCGUCACCACAUGUCUUGGUCUCUGCGGGGAUCGACGGAGUGAGUCUCCCAACACCAACCAAAGACGAAGACCAGCCUAGGGGCGGCGGAGAAGGUGGCAGUUGCGGUACACCUGGGUGUUCCACUGAACCCACCACAAAUACACCUAUUGCCUCCCACCCACCGAUUUGUUGACACCUGUAUUUACAGAGAUUCAUUCUUUAGGCUUAGAAUUUUGUCGUCUGUGUAAAUGCAUCCAAGUGUACCAGGGAGUGAUAAUACUUUAAACCUGCCAAUGCUCUUGGCUUUGCGUUGUGUCAAAUCUCUUCCGAAAGAAGCAUGGGGAAGGCGGCAGGAGAGAAGGGUGUGCUGUGAAAUGAGGUGGAAACAGCCCCAGGUGUCCGAGAGUGGGUGCACAAGGCUUCAGUUGGCUUUCUGGUGCACGACUUUGCCUGCCACCCUCCUGCCUGAACCCUCUCUGAUGCUUUUCACUGGGACUCACAGACAAGCACAAGUCACACUGUUGCACCUUCCUUUAAAAUCUGCCCCCCUAAAAAAAUUGAAGGGAUAUUAACUGGGAGCUGGGAAGAUGUUCCCAGGACAUUUUAUUCAGCAUGAUUGAUUUGCAAAUGCAAAUCCAAUUACUCAUUGGGGAAAGUCAGCUUGCCUGCACUCCAGUGCUCCUACAGAGUAGCUGCCUGGCAAAGGGAUCUGGACACACCUCCUUGGAGACAAGAAGAGAGAAAAAGCACUCACACUUGGAAAGAAGUCCCCUUCCCCUGUGAAACUGCCAGAGUUCAUGAAACGCUAGCGGUAACCCGUCUGCUGCUGGAACCAAGUACACUUCCAGAACCAGGGCAGCCCAGCUUAAACUGGGAGAAAACACACAUGCAUAGACUCACAGAAGUGCCAAGAAAUUUAUACAACAUUGGCUAGUGAUAGAGAACUGUUAGGCUGGAGGAGAAAAAAAGAGGUAAAGCAGGUCUUGAGCGCAGCUACAUGCAGAAAGGAAGCUGGAACACUGCCAUCAAAUCCAGAGGAGGCCUGAAAAUCCAGGGUGUGUUCUUCUUGUGACUUUCAUUGUAUUUAUUUUGAUGAAUAAACAGUAGGAUUAAUAGAGAAAUUGAAUUGUAGCAUUAACAGAAACUAAAGUUCCUCUUUCCAGCCUCUCAUGAUACAAAUAGGGAAAUGAGACCCACAUAUGUGAGUUCUAUACAAAUUAGCUGGAAGUGGCCAGGUGCCAGGACCCAGGUCCAGAGGGUCAAGUGACCAAGGUCUAAGACACAGGUCUACAGAACCAAGUGAGCAGGGCCUAGGACCCAGGUGUUGUGAUUCAAAUCAGUCUCUAUUACACCAGACUACCCAAAGGAAAUUUAAGUUCCACCCAUAGAAUUUUUUUA